Molecule: messenger RNA, 2255 nt
Organism: Brassica napus (rape)
Lineage: Eukaryota; Viridiplantae; Streptophyta; Magnoliopsida; Brassicales; Brassicaceae
Product: thioredoxin reductase 2-like
Exons: 4
Coding region: 153-2114 (653 amino acids)
Biological process (GO): removal of superoxide radicals
Cellular component (GO): cytoplasm
Molecular function (GO): thioredoxin-disulfide reductase (NADPH) activity
Source: RefSeq, a predicted model, not a curated record
GUUCCAAUAAUCUUUUGUAACGAUUCCUAUGAGAUUUCAUGGUUCGGGUUAAGGUCGGGACAACCGUUUAGGGUAAACUAAAAACUCCCAGGCCUAAGCAGAGCGAGCAGGAGGAGAGGCUUUCUACUCGGAUCUGCUCUCUCCACGCCGCCAUGGAAACUCACAAAGCCAAGGUCUGCAUCGUCGGAAGCGGCCCCGCAGCGCACACAGCAGCGAUCUACGCAGCUAGAGCCGAGCUCACGCCUAUCCUCUUCGAAGGAUGGAUGGCUAACGACAUCGCCCCCGGCGGUCAAUUAACCACGACCACCGACGUCGAAAACUUCCCCGGCUUCCCCGACGGUGUCCUCGGCAUCGACCUCGUCGAGAAGUUCCGUAAGCAAUCGGAGCGAUUCGGCGCCAAGAUCUUCACGGAGACUGUCAACAAAGUCGAUUUCUCCUCGAAGCCGUUUAAGCUGUUCACCAAUACGAGAACCGUCCUCGCCGAGGCCGUGAUCGUCUCCACGGGAGCCGUGGCGAAGCGCCUCAGCUUCCCUGGAUCUGGUGAAGGCGCCGGUGGUUUCUGGAACCGAGGUAUCUCGGCCUGCGCUGUGUGCGACGGAGCUGCUCCGAUUUUUAGGGAUAAGCCUCUGGUGGUUAUCGGCGGCGGCGAUUCGGCUAUGGAGGAGGCGAAUUUUCUGACUAAGUAUGGAUCUAAGGUUUAUAUAAUCCACAGGAGAGAUAAGUUCAGGGCGUCUAAGAUCAUGCAGAAGAGAGCGUUGUCGAACCCUAAGAUUGAAGUGAUUUUGAACGGUUCGGUGGUUGAGGCGUAUGGAGAUGAGAACGGGAAAGGCGUUCUUGGGGGUUUGAAGGUGAAGAAUGUUGUUAAUGGUGCUGUGUCUGAUUUGAAGGCUUCUGGAUUGUUCUUUGCGAUUGGGCAUGAGCCAGCGACGAAGUUCUUGGAUGGGCAGGUUGAGCUUGAUGAAGAUGGUUAUGUGGUGACUAAGCCUGGUACUACGAAGACUAGCGUGGCUGGUGUGUUUGCUGCUGGUGAUGUUCAAGAUAAGAAGUACAGGCAGGCCGUCACAGCUGCAGGAACUGGGUGCAUGGCCGCCUUGGAUGCAGAGCAUUACUUACAGGAGAUUGGAUCUCAAGAAGUUGAACUUGGUCAAGUUGUAAGAGCAACUCCACUCACGGUAUAUAAUGAAGUAUCUACGAGUACUCCAGUCACGGUAUAUAAUGAAGUAUCUACGAGUACUCCACUCACGGUAUAUAAUGGAGCAUCUACGAGUACUCCAUUCACCGUAAAUAAUGGAGAAUCUACGGUUAGAAGGGAAAGAUACAAGUGGAGCCCAGCUGAAGAUGUUGUUCUUAUCAAUGCGUGGUUAAAUACAGACAAAGAUAUAAUUGUGGCUGUUGAUCAAAGAGCUUCUUCUUUUUGGAAAAGAAUUGCUGCAUAUUAUUCAUCAAGUCCUGCCGCUGCAAGUCUACCAAAGCGAGAAAGCAGUCACUGUAAGCAAAGGUGGCAGAAAAUAAAUGAUAGUGUUCACAAGUUUGUUGAAUGCUAUGAUCAUGCUUUGAGACAAAGAACUAGUGGCCAGUCUGAAGAUGAUGUUGUCCAAGUUGCAUACCAAUUCUACUUCGACGAUUGCAAAAAGAGAUUCACGCUUGAACAUGGAUGGAGGAAGCUCCGUCAUAGUCAAAAAUGGUAUAGUUACAUCUCUAAAUGUUCUAAGAGUAAUGGAAGUUCAAAACGAGCAAAAUUGGAUGAAGGGGGCACAUUUUCUUCAAGCUCUAAUACAAAAAGUAACGUAGAGGAACAAGCUAUGGCUCAUCCUAUUGGUGUGAAGUCAUCAAAGGGCGAAGGGGAGAAUCUUGUUACUAAAGCAACAAAUGAAGAGAAUGUUGCUACUAAAACAACAAAUGAAGAGAAUGUUGCUACUAAAACAACAAAUGACGAAAGGGAGUCCAACUCCCGAUCGAGGCUCGAGAACUUGUGGGCUCUAAAUGAGAGAGAUAUAGCUGAGAGAAAUAAACUAUCAAGGAUAGAGCUGCUUAGAAGCCUUCUGGGAAAAACAGAAAAACUUUCAGAAAAAGAAGAAACUUUGAAGAACAAACUCAUCGAUGAAAUGUUGUAAUAUCGUGUAACUUAUAUUAUAUAUUGUAAUAAUAUGCUGUAGGUAAGCUAAUAUAUUAGCGUGCAAGACUUCCUCUUGAUCAUUAUCUCCAUCUUUGUAAUACAACACUUUCUAAGGUCGAAGUAAGCAAACUUCUUCAAA